UAAUGAAUGCUCAUAUGAAAACUGGCACCAACAGUGAUAAAGAAAACAUCUGGUGCAUUCUGUAAAUACCCAUUUUGGGGGGCUAUAUAAGUCUCAGGAAGGAAGGAGAUUUUUGGAGUUGGGCAACUGUAGUUUUCCAACUAGUCUUUGUUCUCCACUUCUAAUAGGAUGACUUCUGACCGUCCCCCACAAUGCUGUUCCUCUGAAUCCUGUUCCAGGGCUUCCAAUUGUGCAUUUGCUUCAACCUGUUCCAUGGAAAACAUUUGUCUCCCCAGCACCAGUGCUACAUCCAGAUGCCACACCCCUGGUUUCCUAUCCAGGUCUCAGUUGCCAACCAGUUGCCUCGCACCAUCCUCCUUUGCUGGGAAUUGUAAUGUUCCAUGGUUGAUGGGAAACUGUGCUUGGUAUGAAGAUGGGGUGUUCAACAGCAACGAGAAGGAGACAAUGCAUUUCCUGAAUGACAGACUCGCCAACUAUCUGGAGAAGGUGCGUGACCUGGAGGAGAUGAAUGCAGAGCUAGAAUGCAGGAUCCGAGAACAAUGUGAAGAGGAAAUCCCACUGGUGGGCCCCAAUUAUCAGUGCUACUUUGACACUAUUGAGGAUCUCCAACAAAAGAUCUUGUGCACGAAGGCAGAGAAUUCUAGAAUUGCUGUACAGCUUGACAACUGCAAACUGGCUGCCGAUGACUUUAGGUCCAAGUACGAGUCUGAACUCUCUCUUCGCCAGCUGGCAGAGACUGACACUGGUGGCCUGCGUGGGAUCCUGGGUGAGCUGACCUUGUGCAGAGCUGAUCUGGAGGCCCAUGUGGAGUCUCUGAAGGAAGUUCUCCUUUGCCUUAAGAAAAACCAUGAAGAGGAGGUCAGCUUGCUUCGUGGACAGCUUGGUGACCGACUCAGUGUGGAGCUAGACACUGCCCCCACUGUCGAUCUCAACAAGGUCCUGGAUGAGAUGCGCUGUCAGUAUGAAACAGUGCUCGCCAACAACCGCAGAGAUGCAGAAGAGUGGUUCGCUGUGCAGGCAGAGGAGCUGAAUCAGCAGCAGCUGUCCAGCACAGAGCAGUUGCAGGGCUGCCAGAUGGAGAUCUUGGAACUGAAACGCACAGCCAAUGCUCUGGAAAUUGAGCUCCAAGCACAGCAAAGCCUGACAGAAUCUCUGGAAUGCACUGUGGCAGAAACCAAGGCCCAAUAUAGCACCCAGUUGGCCCAGAUGCAGUGCCUGAUCGAUAAUGUGGAGAACCAGCUGGCUGAGGUCCGCCGCGACCUGGAGCGGCAGAACCAGGAGUACCAGGUGCUGCUGGACACAAAGGCCCGGCUGGAGGGUGAGAUCACCAGGUACCAGGGUCUCCUUGAGAGUGAGGACUGCAGGCUUCCCUGUAACUCAUGUUGUACAACGAGCACACCAAGCAACACCUGUAAGCCAUGUGCAGCCUAUGUAAUCUGCACAGUCGAAAACUGCUGUGCAUGAAUGCUAGGCACCCAGCACAGCAGAUGGAGGACUGAAACCAGCAGGAUCCUGGAAGGAAGGUGGCGCUCCAAUCAGGGACAUCCAAACUGAAACUCAAGUGAAGAAGGCUUUCCUAUCCUAACAUUUGCCUCUGAACCUCCUCAGUACUUUUCUGCUUCAUCAUUUCGUCUCUGCCUGCCUAUUUAUAAUAUUCUAGGAGUCUAUCAAACUUUCUUGCUAAUCUCCACAUAGAAUGUGUUUCAUUCCCUUUAGCAUGGUAAAUACAGCCUUUGGUUUAUUGAUAUAAUAACCAUUUGGUAUGAGGGUAAUUGUCGAAAACCACACUGACAGUUUGAUUUUGCAUAAAUACAAGCUAAAGAUAUUUUUAACUCCUUAAAUAAAAAAUACAUUAACUAAUCCAUGAAAAAUGUCAUAUAUUAUAGAAGAUAGCUUCAUGUACCUUUCUGAGAUGAAAUUUAGGAAUAAAAUGUAUUUAUUUUUAAUUAUAAAAGUACAAGGCCUUCUUUUUAAUUUGGCACAUGAAAGGGGAAAAAAAAAUCAGUCAUAAUUCCAUGCCUCAAAUACCCAUUGUCAGUAUUUUGGGAAUUUCCAGAUUUCUUUCUUAUAAUAGGCUUUUCCAUUUAGCAGUAUCAUAGUUAUAUUUCCAUAUAGUUGUUAACCUAACUUUUUUCAUUAUGUCAUCUAAGCAUUUUCAAUCCUAAUAAACAUGUAAGAUUGUCUUCUGACCAUUAUUUCAGUGGCUGUAUAAAAUACCAAAGGAACAUUGGUUUGUUACUAGACAUUUAGGGUAUAAUUAUUCUCACACAUUUAAAAAACAAAAUAGAGAACUUCCACUUCGAGAAAGAUGAAGUAGCUGUACAUUUCCCCAUUCUUUUUCCUAAGUAUAGCUAAAAACCCUGGAAAUCGGAUAUAAAACAAACAUAAGUAGACUCUGGACGGUGGCAGGAGCAGCCAAACCGACAAGAGUCCUUUGACAUCCAAGAAACACCACAGCGGUUCGCUCCCUGGGUUUUCUUUCUGCCUCAUGUGUCCUGCAGUGGGAGCUGGAGAAACCAGCGGCCCGGGAACACCAGCAGGAGCAGACAGCGGGGAAGAAAAGCCCCAAGAAGAGAAUAAAGAAACAUCAACGGGGGUAAGGUUUCUGUACUUGACUUGAAGUGAAAACAUGUCAACACUGGUAGUCUAUGAUAAGUUAUGUACAUUUAAUGUUAUACCUAGCACGACUACUUAAAAGCUAUGAAAUACACUUAAAAAUGCUGUAUCAAAAUGGAAUUCUAAAACAUAUUCAAGGAACCCAAACGAAGGCAGGUAAAGAGAAUAGAGAAAUGGAAAAACAGAAAGAACAAACAGAAAACAAAAAAUAAAAUGCAGAUUUCAACCCCAUCAUAUCAAUGAUUAUAGCAAAUGGAAAUGGUCUAAAUGCACUGAUUAAAGGACAGAGAUUGAACAUAAAAAAAGCAUGUCCAAAUUAUAUGCUUUCUACAAGAAGGCUCACUUCAAAUAUAAUGAUAUAAGUAGGUUAGAAGUAAAGGGAUUGAAAAAAAUACAGAAUUAUUCAUAGCAAUUUAUUUGUAAUAACCAAAAACUGGAAACAACCAGAAUGUUCUCAAGAUCUCAAGACCACUCUGCUGAGUGAAAAAAGGCAGUCUCAAAGGGUCACAUGCUGUAUGA
Manis pentadactyla (Chinese pangolin) is the source of this 3135-nucleotide messenger RNA. RefSeq names its product keratin 40 (gene KRT40). The transcript has 7 exons. Bases 169 to 1464 code for a protein of 431 amino acids. The record is from RefSeq and is a predicted model, not a curated record. Lineage: Eukaryota; Metazoa; Chordata; Mammalia; Pholidota; Manidae. Gene Ontology annotation, molecular function: structural molecule activity.